Molecule: messenger RNA, 3938 nt
Organism: Malaclemys terrapin pileata
Lineage: Eukaryota; Metazoa; Chordata; Testudines; Emydidae
Gene: TBC1D19
Product: TBC1 domain family member 19
Exons: 22
Coding region: 112-1779 (555 amino acids)
Source: RefSeq, a predicted model, not a curated record
CGCCGUCAGUGAAGUAGCAGAAAGGAGCCAGGGUGUCCCCCUGAAAUUGGCCCCGCUACGGCGACGAGGAGUGCUGGCCGGGCACGCAUCCCGCCGGUCUGCGCUGGGAUCAUGCUGGAGCAGGACACCGGCCUCUCCUUGGCCAUCGCUCAGAUCGUGCAGCGGCUGAAGGGCUCCAGCCUCCAUUCCCAGCUGGAGCGGCAGGCCCGGGGUAGUCUACACAAACCAGAAAUUAAACUUGAAUCACUAAAGGAAGAUAUUAAGGAUUUUCUGAAGACCUCAGGAUGGGAAAAGAGACUUCAGAAUGCUGUUUAUAGUGAACUCAAUGUGUUCCCUUCACCCUGUCAUCCUGCAGCACCCCCUGAGCACAUGAAGGAACCCUUAGUUUACAUGAGGAAAGCACAGGGAAGCUGGGAGAAGCGAAUUCUGAAGAGUCUAAAUAGCAUGUGCACAGAACUCAGUAUCCCAUUAGCACGAAAGAGACCUAUAGGAGAGCAAAAAGAACUUUUUAAUAAAUGGAAUGAAAUGGGAACUGAUGAGCCAGAUCUAAGUCUCUUCCGACCUGUUUAUGCACCUAAAGAUUUUCUUGAGGUACUGAUGAAUCUUCGCAACCCAAAUUAUGAAAAUGGGGAUCAGCCUAGUUUCAGAAAUCACCUGGGUCUAAUUCAGGUUCCUCUAAAAGUUAAAGACAUCCCUGAAUUGAAAGACUAUUUCAGUGAGCUAGGCUUGAAUACGGGACAGCUGGGUAUUGAUGACUCUACACAAGUGCCUCCAGAACUCUUUGAAAAUGAACAUGUACGUGUUGGGCAAACAGUUUUAACAGAACAAGAUAGUGCUGCAGCCCAACAGUAUGUCCGUCAGGGAUGCCCAACAGCACUCCGAGCUGAAUUGUGGGCACUCAUUCUGAAUAUUUCUAAUCAGCCUGAGGACAUUUUGUACUACGAACAGCUUAAGUCCAAUGUGAUUCAGCAUGAUCUUUUAGUGGACAGCCUGAUCUACAAAGAUGUAAAGCUGACAGCAAGCAAUGAUGACUACUAUUUUGUAUUUGAGGAUUAUUUAUAUCAGGUAUUACUCUGUUUUUCCCGAGAUACAUCAGUACUGGAGCACUUUUCUUACAAUAGUGCUACUCCUCCCAAAUCAUACAUACGAGGAAAACUUGGCAUGGAAGAAUAUGCUGUUUUUUAUCCACCAAAUGCCAUGUCACCUAUGGGAAGUGAGAUGAUUUGGAAAAGAGAGGAAAACAGACAACACAACUGCCAAGAUGGCUACAUAUCUUUACUGGGUGUAAUUCCUUUUCAUGGCUUUUCAAUGUAUGUUGCUCCACUUUGUUUUCUGUACCAUGAACCUUCCAAAUUGUAUCAGAUAUUCCGUGAGAUGUAUGUGCGUUUUUUCUUCAGACUCCAUUCCAUCUCUUCUCAUCCUUCUGGCAUCGUGUCACUAUGUUUGCUGUUUGAGACACUUCUUCAAACCCAUCUCCCUCAGCUCUUCUAUCAUCUUCGAGAAAUUGGGGCGCAACCACUACGAAUAUCGUUUAAAUGGAUGGUACGAGCAUUCUCUGGUUACUUAGCUACAGACCAACUUCUGCUUUUGUGGGACAGAAUCCUAGGAUACAAUUCUCUAGAAAUUCUCGCUGUCCUGGCAGCUGCUGUGUUUGCUUUUCGAGCAGUGAACCUGAUGGAGGUGACAUCACUGGCUGCAGCUGAAGCUGUACUUGCUGACCUUUCAACCCUGAAGGUUAUGCCUCUUCUUCAGAUCUUCCUGUUUGCCACUGUCACUUGAUCUGCUUCAAGGUCACUGACACCACACAUCCAGUCUUUCAUUAGAAACUAAUAAUGAACUAUGCAACGUCUGCAUAAAACCAAAUUAAACUGUAUGUAUAUGUCACUUACAGAUCAUGUUCUCUUUACAGUUAAAUGCAAGUUUUUCUACAUAUAAAAUAAUAACUUUACACACUAACCUGUGCAUUUGCAUGCUGCUGUAUUUCAACAUAACAGCAAUAGAUAUAACUGAUGAGGUAUGAGAAUCAUUACUUGUGCAUAUAAAUAACGCAAAUCAAUGUAUAAAAUGCAUGUAAAAUGCAAUAAAACAAAGGUAAUGCAGUUAAAUUCUUGAUCUAAUAUGAGUGCCGUAACAGAUCCACUAAUAUCAGAUUGGAGAAAACUGUCUUUCAUCUGAUUAUAACUUAUUCAAGCCCCCGCUACAAGAAUGUCAACUUGAGAGUACAGUAACACUUGAAAAUGUGCUUUAACUUUUGGGAACUUUUAUGUCAUUUCCUAGGAGAAAUCAGAGAAAUGCUUCUGUUCCAUUUCUGUUUUCCAGGAGUCCUCUUCAUGUUCUUCCCCAUUUUACUUAUUUCUUUUUAAUCUAUUGAUCCCCCACAGCCUUUCUAAGGGCUGGUCUACACUGGGAGGGGGGGGAGGGGGAGGGAUCGAUCUAAGAUACACAACUUCAGCUACGCGAAUAGCAUAGCUGAAGUCGAAGUAUCUAAGAUCGAAUUACCUGGGGUCCACACAGCGCGGGAUCGACGGCCGCGGCUCCCCCGUUGACUGCGCUACCGCCGCUUGCUCUGGCGGAGUUCCGGAGUCGACGGUGAGCGUGUUCGAGGAUCGAUAUAUCGCGUCUUAACGAGACGCGAUAUAUCGAUCCCGGAUAAAUCGAUUGCUACCCGCCGAUACGGCAGGUAGUGAAGACGUACCCUUAGAUAUCUAUCACUAAGUAUCAAAGGAUGAGAGUUUCAAAAGUGCCUAAGAGAGUCUUGCCUUGCAAAAAGUGCUGGAUAUAGCUUUCUCCAGAACUUGUCAAAGCCUAGCUUUAAGUGAGCCAAAGCAGUUCCCGGAGAAUGUGCUCAUCAUAACCUUCCAGAUGGAGCUGGCUAACUGGGAUAAAAAGGGACUUGUACCUUUAGGAAAUCCUUUAUAAUGGGUGUGGUGGAGGGGGGAAGCUUACAGGGAUGGACAGGAAAAAGGCAGAGAGCAGGGGCAGGUUUGGAGAAGGACACUGCACUGCCCUUUCCGCUCAUGAGAAGAGCGGCAGUGGGGGAGGGGUAUUUAUUCCCUAUACAGCCGUGGCUGACCGCACCCACCCACCCAUGAACUCAGCAAACCUCUUGACUUGCUGUGGGCAUUACAGUAGUUGCCCUUUUCCUUGGGACCGGGGAAGGAAUUUUUCCCUCUGCACUAGAUUGGCUAAAGUGAGGUGGUGUUGGGGGUUGCCUUUCCACAGCUGGUCUGGUACCCAGUGGGGUGAAGCAGAGGGGUUAGGUUAUAAUGUCACAACUUAGUAAGUAAAACUAAUUGCGGAUGUGCUGUGCAGGUACUCAUUAUGGAACGGAUACCAUUAUCAGAUAAAGUGGUUUGGAAAAAGAUUGGAAGGAAAGCAUCCUGUAAAGGGGGUUUGGGGACUCCUACUUCUACAGUGGGGAACUGACCCUCCUCCUUUUCCUAGGCCCUUUUAAGAAAGCCAAGGAAGGGGGCUUAGUGCUCCUAUGUCUGGAACAGUGAAGAGCCGACUCCCCUUCUUUUACGGCCGGGGCUCUCAAACUGGGUGCCGGGACUCCUCAGGAGGUCAUGAGGUUAUUAGAUGGGGGGUGUCGUGAGAUGUCAGCCUCCACCCAAAACCCCGCUUUGCUUCCAGCAUUUAUAAUAGUAUUAAAUAUAUAAAAAAGUGUUUUUAAUUUAUAUGGGGGGUCGCACUCAGAGUCUUGCUAUGUGAAAGGGGUCACCAGUACAAAAGUUUGAGUCCCACUGUUUUAUAGCCCCUUCCCCCCACUUUCACCUCAUAUAAGGGGAGGGUGGAAGGGUUCCAGCAAUUGGAAUGCUGGGACAACAUUGGAGGUUAUAUGGAAAUAAUUAAGAAAAUGAUAACCUGAACUGUACAAUUUGUUGCUGGGUACUGCCAGAUAUAUUAAGUGAAUAAAGUUGCAGCCUAAUGAAACAACA